GUGAGAGGAGACUCCUGGCGGGGGCCUGCCUCGGCACUGCCAUGAACCACUUCCAGGCCAUUCUGGCUCAGGUGCGGACACUGCUCUCCAACCAGCAGCCCAGGCAGGUUCGGGCCCUCCUGGAUGGCCUGCUGGAAGAAGAGCUGCUGUCCCGGGAGUACCACUGUGCCCUGCUCCAUGAGCCUGAUGGCGAGGCUCUGGCUCGCAAGAUUUCCCUGACGCUGCUGGAGAAAGGGGAUUUAGACUUGGCUUGCUCAAGCUGGGUCUGCAGCAGGCUCCAGGCUCCGGUGGUAGAGAGAGGCAGCAGCUACAGGGACCAUGGAGGCCAUAGUCUGUGUGCCACCAUGGAACUGGGGCUUCCGGAGGGCAGCUACCUGGAGCUCCUUAACAGCGAUGCCGACCCCCUACACCUUUACCACUUCUAUGACCAGAUGGACCUGGCUGGGGAGGAGGAGAUCGAGCUCAACUCAGAGCCGGACACAGACACCAUCAACUGUGACCAGUUCAGCAAGCUAUUGCAGGACAUGGAGGGGGAUGAAGAGACCCGGGAGGCCUAUGCCAACAUUGCGGAACUGGAUCAGUACGUGUUCCAGGACACCCAGCUGGAGGGCCUCAGCAAGGACCUCUUCAAGCACAUUGGAGAAGAGGAAGCCUUCAGUGAGAGCGUGGAGGUCCCUGUAGAAGCAGGACCGAGGCCUCAAAAGAGACGCUCCCCAGAAGAGCACUCUAUGGACCCAAAGCACAGGAAGCUAGUGCCCACCUCUACAUCCUCACUGAACUGUUUGGAUCUCCCCAUCGGACACAUCCAGCUCCUUCCCACUCUGACACAGGGACUCUGGCAAAUAUCAGGGGCUGGCACAGGGCUCCCCAGUGUUCUGAUCUACCAUGGUGAGAUGCCCCAGGUCAAUCAAGUGGUCCCUUCAGGCAGCCCCAUUGUCCCCAGCCUCCCCAAGUCCCCAGACAGGCUGGGCUCCAUCAGCCCCUUCGCACCGUCUGCAGCUGACCUACCCAGCAUGCCCGAACCUGCGCUGACUUCCCGUGCACACGAGACGGAGGACACAACAUCCCCUUCCCCAUGCCAAGAGGAUCCUGAGUCUUCCAUCAAGCUUCCAAAAUGGCCAGAGUCUGUGGAGCGGUUCCAGAACUCCCUGAAGGACAAGUACCAGGUGGGGCCCGAGAGCCUGAGCGGGCCCCUGGUAGCCAUGGAGCUGGUGCGGGCCAGGUUGGAGAGAGGCAGCAACAAGAGCCAGGAAAGGGAGCUAGCCACUCCAGACUGGACAGAGCGCCAGCUAGUCCAUGGUGGCCUGGCUGAGGUGCUUCAGUCUGUUGGCAACCGCCGGCGACCACGAGAGACACAGGUGGUCGCUGUGCUGGGCAAGGCUGGCCAGGGCAAGAGCCACUGGGCCCGGAUGGUGAGUCAGGCCUGGGCCCAUGGCCAGUUGCCACAAUAUGACUUUGUCUUCUAUGUCCCUUGUCACUGCUUGGAUUGUCCGGGGGACACUUACCACCUACAGGAUCUGCUCUGUCCCCCAAGCCUGCAGCCACUGGUCAUGGAUGAUGAGGUCUUAGGUCACAUUGUGAGGCAACCAGAGCAUGUCCUGCUCAUUCUCGAUGCUUUUGAGGAGCUAGAGGCCCAAGAUGGCCUCCUACAUGGACCAUGUGGACCUCUGCCCCCAGAGCCCUGCUCCUUCCGGGUGCUGCUAGCUGGGCUUUUUCAGCGGAAGCUGCUGCGAGGCUGUACCCUGCUCCUCACAGCCCGGCCCCGGGGCCGCCUGGCUCAGAGCCUGAGCAAGGCGGAUGCCAUCUUUGAGGUGCCCAGCUUCUCUACUGAGCAGGCCCAGACGUACAUGAGACACUACUUUGAGAACUCAGGGACAGCAGGGGACCAAGACAAGGCCCUGGGCCUCCUGGAGGGUCAGCCUUUUCUCCUCACCCAUAGUCACAGCCCUGCUCUAUGUGGGGCUGUGUGCCAGCUCUCCAAGGUCCUGCUGGAACAGGGCACAGAGACCCAGCUGCCUUGCACACUUACAGGACUCUAUGUCGGCUUGCUAGGCCCCGCAGCCAGAGACAGUCCUCCAGGGGCCUUAGUUGAACUGGCCAAGCUGGCUUGGGAGCUGGGCCGCAGACACCAAAGCACCUUGCAAGAGACCCAGUUACUGUCAGUGGAGGUGAGGACCUGGGCAGUGACCCAAGGCUUGGUGCAAUCGGCCCUGGGGACCACAGAGGCCCAGCUGGGCUUCUCCAGUUUUCUGCUACAGUGCUUCCUGGGUGCUGUGUGGCUGGCACAGUGCAAUGAAAUCAAAGACAAGGAGCUGCCACAGUACCUGGCCUUGACCCCAAGGAAGAAGAGACCCUACGACAACUGGCUGGAGGGUGUACCACGCUUUCUGGCUGGGUUGGUUUUCCAGCCUCGAGCCCACUGCCUGGGAGCUCUGAUGGAGCCUGCAGUGGUGGACAGGAAACGGAAAGUUCUUACCCGGUACCUGAAGCGCCUGAAGCUGGGGACUCUGCGGGCCGGGCGACUGCUGGAGCUGCUGCAUUGUGCCCAUGAGACACAGGACCCUGGGAUGUGGGAGCACGUGGCACGCCAGCUCCCUGGGCACCUCUCCUUCCUGGGCACCCGGCUCACACCCCCAGAUGUGCACGUGCUGGGCAGGGCCCUAGAGACGGCCAGCCAGGACUUCUCCCUGGACCUCCGUCAGACCGGCAUCGAACCCUCUGGACUGGGGAACCUCGUGGGACUCAGCUGUGUUACCAGUUUCAGGGCCGCCUUGAGUGACACAAUGGUGCUAUGGGAGUCCCUUCGGCAGCGGGGAGAGCCCCAGCUACUCCAGGUGGCAGAGGAGAAGUUCACCAUUGAGCCAUUUAAGGCCAAGUCUCCAAAGGAUGUGGAAGACCUGGACAGCCUCGUGCAGACCCACAGGCUGAGAAACCCCUCGGAGGAUGCAGCUCCGGAUCUUCCUGCCAUCCGGGACCUUAAGAAGCUAGAGUUUGCGUUGGGUCCGGUCUUGGGUCCCCAGGCUUUCCCCACACUGGCAAAGAUCCUUCCGGCGUUCUCAUCCCUGCAGCACCUAGACUUGGAUUCACUUAGUGAGAACAAGAUCGGGGACGAAGGUGUGUCGAAGCUCUCAGCCACCUUUCCUCAGCUCAAGGCCCUGGAGACGCUCAACCUGUCCCAAAACAGCAUCACCGAUGUGGGUGCCUGCAAGCUUGCAGAAGCCCUGCCGGCCCUGGCCAAGUCCCUCCUGAGGCUGAGCUUGUACAAUAACUGCAUCUGUGACGCAGGAGCCAAGAGCCUGGCACAAGUGCUUCCGGACAUGGUGUCCCUGCGGGUGAUGGAUGUCCAGUUUAACAAGUUCACGGCUGCCGGUGCCCAGCAGCUGGCCUCCAGCCUUCAGAAGUGCCCUCAAGUGGAAACACUGGCAAUGUGGACACCCACUAUCCCCUUUGGGGUUCAGGAACACUUACAGCAGCUGGAUGCCCGGAUCAGCCUGAGAUGACCCUGCUGUGCCCUGGACAAGCAUGGACUCUGGGACACUGACCACGCUGGACCUUGAACUGGGUACUGUGGACUCUGCUCUUCUGUGGGCCGUAUUCCAUGAGAGUCGGCCUCCGGUAACCCUGCCCCUGCAGGCUCGGAGUUGGGCUCUGCCUAGAUGAGGAACGGACACAUGUCUCGCUCUUCUCCAGGCUGCAAGAGCAGCUACAGGCUCUUGAGUGCCAGGCAGGAAGCUGGCCCCAUUCAGUGGCUGUGAGCAGUGGCGGGCAGGCUGGGGCUGCAUUCAGUGGAUCCACCCAGGAGGCCGAAGGCCUUCUCUUUGACGGUCCAGGCCAGAGCACGGAACUGAAGCAGCCAAGCACCUGCCUGGCCAGGCCAGGGCCAGCCUGGUGAGAAGGCACUUCUCCCCUGCCGCUCCCCUGACAGGGCCUGCUGUGCAGACACUAAGUGUGGCCCUGGCCUGCAGACCUCUAAACGCAGCAGGGAGUCUACGGCAGCUCUUUCUACUUGUGGUACUGUUUCCACAAACUUUCAGUCAAGGCCUGAGCUGGCUACGACCCUGGAUGUGAACCAAGAGCCAGGAACGGUAGACUGCAGGACAGGAGGGCUGCAGCCGGGAGCUGCUCUGCCUCUUCACAUACUCACUACAUUUCAAACGCACUCUCACUGCAGCUCUGGGGCUUGGUUCAUCCCGCAAGUUCCAUCUGGGGGAUCCCUUCUGUCCUGGUAUCCAAUGCAAAAGAAACCACCCAAAACACAAGAACUUAAAACAGUCCACACUUCCAUUCUGCCCCAACCCCUGUCCUUCAGGCAGGCUCAGAAGAGACAGCCCACCUGGCCCCACCAAACCUCUGAGUCAAUUGGGGCAGCUAGAAGCCGGACUGGAAUCAUCUG
Messenger RNA from Peromyscus eremicus (cactus mouse), 4393 nucleotides. It is a transcript of the gene Ciita, whose product is annotated as class II major histocompatibility complex transactivator. The coding region runs from base 42 to 3500 and encodes 1152 amino acids. Gene Ontology annotation, biological process: inflammatory response; positive regulation of MHC class II biosynthetic process; positive regulation of MHC class I biosynthetic process. Gene Ontology annotation, molecular function: ATP binding; protein binding. The record is from RefSeq and is a predicted model, not a curated record. NCBI's taxonomy places the organism in Eukaryota, Metazoa, Chordata, Mammalia, Rodentia, Cricetidae. The transcript is spliced from 19 exons.